GGGCACUGGUUCUGUCUGAGAUGCUCAGACUACUCCUUGGAGUGCUGUAGGAAGAGGGAUUUUCCCCUCUGUUCUCAGCUCCCUGAGGAUGAAAUCUGGUGUUUUCCCUAGCACAGACCAGCAGUCAGAAGGGAAAGCUGAGCCUCCAUGCAGAUUCUGGCAAGCAGGGAUGGAGCUGGCCCACUUCCCACAGGGCUGCUGGCACUCUGCACAGCAUGAAGGAGAAAUGGAAUUGCAGAACAAUUUGUGUUGGAAGGACCCUUGGAGAUAUCUCCUUCCAAUCCCCUUCCACAGGCAGGGACACCUUCCACUAGAACAUGUUGCUCGGAGCCCCACCCAAGCAGGUCUUGAACCCAACCAGGAAUGAGGGAUCCACAGCUUUUCUGGGCAACCUGUGUCAGGGCCUCAAGGAAAGAAUUUCUUAUAUCUUACCUAAAUCCAGCCCCUUUCAGUUUGAAGCCUGUACUGAGCAGCGUGCCUAGGUCAGAUGGACAGCAGACAGCCUGCCCUGCACAUCUUCUCCUCCCAUUUGGCCCAUGCCAGGUUUACCAGCAGGAUUUUCCAGCCACUGGCAGCCCCUGUCGCUGGGGCUGGCAGCACUGGCUGUUCCCGGCAGGUUCCCAAGUGUGUUCCAAAAGGAAUACCACAAUGCAAAAGUGUUUUCCCAAUGUGGGAAUGCCAAAAGCAGAUUGUAAAAAUGCUCUGGCAGGAUUAAUGUUUGGGUUUUUAAUGUAUUGUCGUAGUUUAAACCAGGCAAAAGAAUGGAGUGUUUUCAAGGGCUUGGGAUGGUGUUUAUCACAGCCAAGGAGAAAGCAGCCCCCAAGGACCCCCAUUCUUUAUCAGCAGGCUUAGGAGGGAGGGAGCUCCAGGCAUCCCAUGACUGAAUGCUAUGUAAAGCCAAGCCCAGAAGAGCCUGGGUGGGGUUCAAGGUGCUUUCUUCCCACACAGAAAUGCUGGAUGAGGUUAUAAGUUUGUUUUGAAAUUCAAGCCUGGAGGACUUGUCCCAGGAAAGGAAGUGCCACCUGCACUCCUGCUCCCGGAGCCAAGCACCACAUCAUGGUUAGUUUAACCACCCUCUCCCUGGCAUGGAGGUGGGCAGGGUGCAGGAGUCCAAACCAUGGAGCCACCAGUGAACCUGAGCCUGUAAUUAUUCCUCCCUGGAAGCCCUAGGCAAAGACCUCCAGCAAGCCAUGCCCAUGCCCAUGGGACAGUGCACCAGGCGGGGCCGGAGCUGCUGGGUGGCUCUGGGGACUUGAGGCUGCCACAAGGGCCAGCUGCAGGCUGCUCCCAGCCCAGCCUGGACAGGUGUGAGUGGCAGCACUGAAGCAUUGAAGGCUGGGAUGGGGCAGUGAAGACCGAUCAGUAGGGAGAGGUUGGUGACAUCCCCACUGAGCUGUUUGGCUCAUUUUGCUGCCCGCCCUGUCCAAAUAGGGAGGAUCUUCCUCAGUUUUCCUGUCAGCAGUUUCUCUGCAAGGUCUCAUGUCUUCCUCCCUGCUGCCACAGGAAUAAUCCCACAGGACGUGUCUGUAACAGGCAAGAAGGUAACGUGAUACAGCAGCACGACCACUGGCUUCAGUUCCCAAACAAGACCCCUCCACCAGAGAGCAAUGGUUAUUCUGGACGCUCUCCCCUUACAAGCUGUGCUGCCCUGCUGACUGGAGCAGAGCCAGCCUCUCUCCAGAGGUAGGGCAGGUUGCCUUGCCUCUUGGCAAUGAGCUCUCAGAGGCAUCCCUGAGAUGUCCCUUCCCUGUGGGCUUGCAGGUGCUUGAGAACUGAGAGAAGCUUAAUUUUUUCAGCCUCUCCUUUUUGCACUAAGCCACAGAACAGUCCUGGGCAGGGGAGCACCCAUGGCAAGGGGCAGCUGGUAAGACUACAUGGUCCAGCUCCUUUGCAUUCUGCUGGCUGGAGGAUGGGUUAGAAACAGGAGAGCAGACUCUGGAUCUGUCAGAGGGGAUUUUCCAAAAGCGCUCACCCUCUGAUUCAGGUUGCCAAAAUGCUUUUCAAAGGGGCUUUUCUUGAAAAUGAUACAGAGCAGUCACUCCUUGAAGGCACCUUCAGAGAGUUCCUUCCACACUGCAUUUCCAAAGUCACUGUUGCACCUUCCUUCUCUUGGAUCUCCUGAGCUCCCAUCUCUCCACAGGGAUGCUUUGACUCCCUACAUGAGGUUUCCCAGGACAAGCAGAACUAUGUUUUCCCAGGCUCACAGGGCUGCAGGUGAUGCUGCCUGAGGGACAGGGAGGAUGGCUGAGCACUGCUUGUUAAUGGGCUCGUGUAUUCAUUAAUUACUACACGUGGGUAUAGCAGGGCCAGCCCAGAGCUGGGCUUUGCUGGCAUUCCGCUCUGUGUGUACCAGGUACAGCCACAGGCUGGGGAGACACAGCCUUGGGGACACCCCUGCCUUGGGGAACCCCCCCAGGCUGAGUAAGCUGAGCACACUGCUUUGCAGCCAGACCCUUUCAAAGUCCACGCUCUGCAAAGUCCAUUCCUGCACUUCGAUAGAGCAACUCUGCUUGAGAGCUGAUGCUGCACAGUAGGAGAGCACAGGCUGCAUUCAUCCGCCCUCUGAGGCGUAGGUGGGAGAGCCAGGUGUCUGCAGCUGGCCUUAAGAGACAGAAGUCAUGACCCAAGAGCGACUGUGGCAGGAUCCACAUCCUGGAUCCAUCCUGGGGAGACCUGCGUGCCCUCUCGCCUCUGCUCUGCAGCUCAGCUGCAGCUGUGGUGCUUCUGAAAUGGCUGGGAAGGAGGCAGGUCCAGCAGAAGAUGGAUGAGGCAAGGAGAUCUCGGCAUCUGGCCCAGGAGAGAAUGGAGAAGGCAACUCGCAGGUUUAAACAAGAGAACCCAGGCACCCAGGCCUCACAAAUCCUCUCACUGACAAUGGUGGAGCUGGCAGAGAAGCUGAAGGAGGGGUCCCUGUCCCCAGGAAGUGUCCUCUACUCCUACAUGGACAAGGCUUACCCCACUGAACUCAUUGCCAAAUGGAGGCAGCUGAGGCUGGAUGUGAUCCUUUGUCCCGUGCUGGGGCCAGCCUUCAACCAUGGCUAUGCUGGGAAGCUCUUUGCUGCAGCCUCCUGCACCAAUCUGUACAAAGUGUUGGACUUCCCUGCCGGGGUGGUGCCGGUCAGCAGGGUCACGAGAGCCGAGGAAGAAGAACUGAAGCACUACCGAGGCCACUCCAGAGACCUUUGGGACAAGAGGCUGAGAGAGGCCAGCAGGAAAAGAGCUCAGGUCUUAGAACCAGCAGAGUGACACCUCUGGGACACGGUCCCAAGGCUCGUCUACAUCUCCAGUGGCAGUGGGAGCUUGUUUAGCAGUGCACUGUUUCAGCACCCUGGUGUUUGUCAGCCUGGCAGCUGUGCCCUCGCCUGCCUUCCUCUGCCCUCCCUUCCUGCACUGUCCCGUGCCUGCCCUGGUGCCCUGACUCAGCACUGUCCUGAACUCUUGCGGGCUGUGGAAGGAGCUGUGGGCUGCCCGUGGCUCUGCCGGGGCAUCAGGAGCUGUGCCUGCGCUGCGUGAAGGAGGGGGAGGCUCUUGCCCGUGACACAAAGAGAAAUGUGUGAUUUCUGGGAGCCAGCCUCCAGUGGGAUGGCUUUUCAAUCCCUGCUCUUCCCUCCAGCCACCUUCUACCUGAUAUGAAGUAAAGUAGAUAGUGAGUUGAAAACUCUGAGCUAAUGUUUUAAUA
Molecule: messenger RNA, 3679 nt
Organism: Motacilla alba alba
Lineage: Eukaryota; Metazoa; Chordata; Aves; Passeriformes; Motacillidae
Product: fatty-acid amide hydrolase 1-like
Exons: 4
Coding region: 2761-3246 (161 amino acids)
Biological process (GO): fatty acid catabolic process
Molecular function (GO): fatty acid amide hydrolase activity; amidase activity
Source: RefSeq, a predicted model, not a curated record